GUCUUUACUACCAGCUGCCCAGCACCAUGUCUCCUCCAGCAUCGGCUGCGACAGCGAGUGAAAACAGCACCGCUACUGUUUUCGAGGAGGACACCAGAGAGGAGCAAAGACCGCUGAAGCAAUCUCUGAGCAAGUCCUUAUGUCGGGAGCGCUUCUGGAAAUGCCUCCUCCUGUCCGUCCUCAUGUAUGGCUGCAUGGGAGCCAUGGUUUGGUGUCACAUCACCAAGGUGACCCGCCUCACCUUUGACAGUGCCUUCAAAGGGAAAUCCAUGAUGUACCAUGACAGCCCCUGCUCUGAUGGCUACAUCUACAUCCCAUUGGCCCUUCUGGGCAUGCUCUAUUUAGUCUACCUGGUGGAGUGCUGGCACUGUCAUGUGAAGAAUGAGCUGCAACACAAAGUGGACAUGGAGGGCAUCUACGAGCGCAUCCAGAGGAUGCAGCAGGCUAAACCCUGCAUCUGGUGGAAGGCCAUCAGCUACCACUAUGUCCGUCGAACUCGACAGGUCACGCGCUACCGCAAUGGAGACGCCUACACUAGCACCCAAGUUUACCAUGAGCGUGUCAACACUCAUGUGGCAGAAGCAGAAUUUGACUACAGCCAUUGUGGCGUCAAAGAUGUUUCCAAACAGCUGCUGGGCUUGGAGAAGUCGGCACUGACAAAGAUGCGCUUCACUAAGUGUUUCAGUUUUGCCAAUGUGGAGUCAGAGAAUUCUUACCUUACGCAAAGAGCGAGGUUUUUCACAGACAAUGAAGGCCUGGAUGACUACAUGGAAGCCAGGGAGGGGAUGCAUCUGAAGAACAUUGACCUAAAGGAGUAUGUUUUGGUGCUCUGUGACCCGGAGCACCACCCCUGGUAUCUGUCCCACUAUGUCUUCUGGUUUGCCUCCUUCCUCACAUUCUCCUGGCCUCUCAGAGUCUUCAUGGAGUAUCGCACUGCAUAUGUCCACUACCGUGUUGAGAAGCUCUUUGGGAACGAUUACGUGCCUGUGACCCCUUGUGACGAUAGACCAUACUGGCGCCGAAUCCCUCGAGUUAACACCAUUGACAGUACAGAACUAGAGUGGCACAUUCGCUCCAACCAGCAGCUGGUGCCCAGUUACUCAGAGGCUGGUCUCAUGGACCUGGCCCAGUGCCCUUCUAGCUUUGGCGGGCUUCGUCAGAACUGCGAGCGCUGCCACAGAGCCAUCAGCUGCUCCUCGGUGUUCUCUAGGAGCGCUCUCAGCAUCUGCACUGGUGCCAGCUCUCGCAUCCCCUUCAGUGGGAGUCGCUUCUCUUUAGCCCGUCGCUACGGCUCCCAGCGCAGCUGCUUCUGGAGGAGCGGCAGCUUGGACGACCAGGAGAGCCCCAGUGAAAAUACCCGCUGCCUAUCAGAGCGCCUCACCACAGAUGAUGAGGAGCCCCCGGACUACGAGGAUGCACUUUGCUACCCAGUGCUCAUCGUCCACUGCAGUGAGAACUGCCACAACCACAGAUCUUUCCACAGAAAUGGCUCUUGUGUGGAGACCUCUCUAUGA
Archocentrus centrarchus (flier cichlid) is the source of this 1514-nucleotide messenger RNA. Its product is annotated as transmembrane protein 151B-like. The transcript is spliced from 2 exons. The record is from RefSeq and is a predicted model, not a curated record. The coding region runs from base 27 to 1514 and encodes 495 amino acids. Lineage: Eukaryota; Metazoa; Chordata; Actinopteri; Cichliformes; Cichlidae.